AUGAACAUGGACAAGGGGAAAAAUAUUGCUUUUCAAGGUGAAGUUCAAGCACAAAACAAAUCAAAGGAGAAAACAGAUCAUGAAUAUGGAGGAGAAGUGAGGAUUGUUUCAAAUAGCAAUCAUAUGGAGCUAAUGGCGUUACCUCCCUCAGCUGCUCAUGUUGAAGGAACAGCAAUGAAAAAGAUCAUGACUCCAACAAAGGAUGUUAACAUUCCCAGUUCUGAGUUAUUCUGUGAUGGUAACAAUACGGAUUUCAUAACGAAUAACCAAGUUCAAGAUACAGAGGGAGGGCCUUGUAACAAAACAAUGGAGAACAAACAAGAUAGGGAAUCGACGGUUAGAAGUGGUAACAGAGACAAUAAACGGAGCAAGUCUUGGUCUCGGCAGUCUAGAGGGAGGAAAGCACAAGCUCAAAAGGCACUGAAACGGAUAGAAGGGGAUCUUGAGAAAGAAGAAGAGCUUUCACUGAAAGGAAGAGGCAGAAGUAUCAUCUAA
Arabis nemorensis is the source of this 495-nucleotide messenger RNA. The record is from the annotation of a GenBank genome assembly. NCBI's taxonomy places the organism in Eukaryota, Viridiplantae, Streptophyta, Magnoliopsida, Brassicales, Brassicaceae.